GAAGAGCAACCUUUAAUAGAAGAAGAAAAAGAUCUGCGAUGGCCAGCCACAGGGGAUUGAUUACUGGUGUGGAUCUGAGAAGUCAUGAAAACAACUUGGCUCACCGCACAAUCGAGAUUGAUCAGGAGCGCCUGAUUGUCCGCAGGGGUCAACAGUUCUCCAUAACUUUGCAGUGCUCUGACUCUCUGCCACCAAAACACCACCUGGAACUGGUCCUGCACCUUGGUAAGAAAGACGAGGUGGUGAUCAAGGUUCAGAAGGAGCGUGAGGACGGAGACAAGUGGUGGUUUAACCAGCUGGGAGCGCAGGAUGAAAUACUGCUGACUCUGCACAGUCCAGCGGAUGCUAUCAUUGGCAACUACAAUCUGGCUGUGUUGUUAAUGUCACCAGAUGGAAGAAUUUUAGAGAAGACUGAAAAAAUUGGAUUCCACCUGCUCUUUAACCCUUGGUGCAAAGAUGAUGUUGUGUACCUCCCUGAUGAAAGUCUGCUCCAGGAGUAUGUUAUGAAUGAAGCUGGAAUAAUUUUCAUGGGAGACUCGGAUUACAUCAAAAGCAUUCCCUGGAAUUAUGGACAGUUUGAGGAUUAUGUGAUGGACAUCUGUUUCAAAGUUCUGGACAACUCCAAGGAUGCCCUGAAAAAUUCAAAGACGGACAUUGAGAAAAGAUUUGACCCCGUCUACGUCGGCAGGACAAUCACUGCAAUGGUGAACUCUAACGAUGACAAUGGUGUGUUGGCUGGCCGCUGGGAGGAGCCGUACUCUGAUGGAGUCGCACCGUAUCGAUGGACCGGCAGCGUGCCGAUCCUCCAACAGUGGAGCAAGACUGGUAUCAAGGAAGUCAAAUAUGGCCAGUGCUGGGUGUUUGCUGGUGUCGCCUGCACAGUGCUGCGCUGUCUGGGAAUCCCAACGCGCCUCAUCACUAACUUCUCUUCAGCCCAUGAUUCUGAUGGAAACCUCUUAAUAGAGUUUAUGCUGAAUGAAAAUAUGGAGACAAUUGGCAGGAAGGACAGUACCUGGAACUUCCACUGUUGGGUUGAGUCCUGGAUGAAGAGAGAUGAUCUCCCCAAAGGGAAUGACGGCUGGCAGGUUUUGGACCCUACCCCUCAAGAACGGAGUGAUGGUGAGUUUUGCUGCGGCCCAUGUCCAGUGACAGCCGUCAAGGAGGGAUAUCUGGGAGUGAAGUAUGACACUCCUUUUGUCUUCGCUGAGGUGAACGCAGACAUCAUCUACUGGAUGGUCCAACCAGAUGGCAAAAAGCAGAAGUUUAAAGUGGACCAGAGUGACGUGGGGAAGAACAUCAGCACCAAAAGUGCUUAUGGCGACAUCAGAGAGGACGUCACUCUACACUACAAAUACCCAGAAGGCUCCAAGAAGGAGAGAGAGGUGUACGAGAGGGCAGGACGACGGUUCACAGAGCCGAACAAUCGCAACACAGAAACAGGAAAACUGCAGCUGUCAAUCAAGCAUGCUAAGCCUGUAUUUGGGACAGACUUUGAUGUAAUUGUUGAGGUGAAAAAUGAAGGAAGCAAAGACACCAAUGCUAAGCUGACCAUUGUGGUGACAGCUGUAACUUACAAUUCUCUCCAUCGUGGGGAGUGCACCAGGCAGACGUCCAGUGUGACUGUGCCAGCUCACACAACCCAAAAGGAAGUCCUGCGUCUGCGGUAUGACGACUAUUUCAAGUGUGUCUCUGAGCACCAUCUGAUCAGGGUGAAAGCCUUCUUAGAGGUUCCAGGGGAGAACGAACCCAUCAUGACCAAGGCCACCAUUCCACUGACCAUGCCUGAACUCCUCAUACGGGUGCCUGGGAAGGUUGUCGUCCAGGAACAAGUGACAGCCUACAUCUCUUUCACCAAUCCUCUAUCUGUCCCACUGAAGGGUGGUGUGUUCACUGUGGAGGGGGCCGGUCUACUGUCUGCCUCUGAGAUCCCUGUUAAUGGGGAUAUUUCUCCAGGCCAGAAGGUGUCCGUCAAGGUUUCCUUCUCACCCAUGAGGGUUGGGGUGAGGAAGCUCCUGGUAGACUUUGACUCUGAUCGGCUGAAGGAUGUGAAGGGAGUCGCCACUGUGGUUGUCCGCAGGAGACAAGCGUUUCCUGGAUUUAAUUAAAAAUGUCUGAGCUGACUAAAACCAACACAUCUUAAAUUGUGAGAUAAUGUGAGAGGAGUAGCUGCCCUGUUUGAAUGUAAAAGAAUGGGACCCGAUGAAAACAAAAUAAACAAGGUGACCGCCAAAAUGAAAGCAGUGGCUGAAUAUGAUAAAAGUUAACUGUAUUGGUAGAUUAGUUUUUUAAAUGAUAGUUGUCUUCAAGGAUGACCAUGUCACAAAGCAAUACUGGAAACAGUAUUAGUUUUAAGACACUAUGUGUCAGAUUUGAACAUUUCUGACUUUGCAUUAUGCCUGCCACUAGAUGCCCAAUUGGAAAUGCACAGAAACACAACAGGUAACAGCCUCCACUCCAAGUCCUCACUGGUCUUUAGUUCCUGACUAUUAAAUUUAAUGAAACCCAUCAGGGGCCUCAGUCAUGAGCUGCAGGGUUAAAAACAUUUUUCCUAUAUGCUUUGUCAUUGUUGAAAUGUAUCCGCUAAAAGAAAAUCUGUAGUUGUAUGUUUUGUUUCUUAAUUAUCUGUUUGCACUAUUUCCAAUACCAUUUUACCAUCAGAAUAAACAACCAUUUUUUAUUAUUUAAUCUUAAAAUGUAUCUAUUUUUAUAAUAAUUUGGUCUGUUCAAGCUGAUAUGAAACUGCAUUCUGCUAUCAAUAAAGUUUUUUUCAGAGAUUCGC
Messenger RNA from Xiphias gladius (swordfish), 2779 nucleotides. RefSeq names its product transglutaminase 2, like (gene tgm2l). Gene Ontology annotation, biological process: peptide cross-linking. The record is from RefSeq and is a predicted model, not a curated record. Bases 39 to 2105 code for a protein of 688 amino acids. Gene Ontology annotation, molecular function: protein-glutamine gamma-glutamyltransferase activity. The transcript has 15 exons. NCBI's taxonomy places the organism in Eukaryota, Metazoa, Chordata, Actinopteri, Istiophoriformes, Xiphiidae.